Messenger RNA from Gymnodraco acuticeps, 823 nucleotides. RefSeq names its product NXPE family member 3-like. The transcript has 3 exons. NCBI's taxonomy places the organism in Eukaryota, Metazoa, Chordata, Actinopteri, Perciformes, Bathydraconidae. The annotation marks the transcript as partial. The record is from RefSeq and is a predicted model, not a curated record.
AUAUGUCAACAUGAAAGUCUACAUCAAUGCUUCAGGACCUGCCUUUGUCAGCGUGGUUCCAAAAAAAGAAGAUCAACCAGAGGCGAAGAGCCUCAUUGUGAUACCCGGACCCAGCGGCCAUUACUACAAGGGUGUCUGGAAGGCACAAGGCAGCCCCACAGUUCGCCAGUUUGACAACCCUGCCACCACCAGAGAGUGUCUGAAGGCCAAGAAACUCCACCUUUACGGGGACUCCACUAUCAGGCAGUGGUUUGAAUUCUUCAGCGAGAAAAUACCAGGUCUGUUCAACCUUCACGUGGAUGUGAAAGUUGGCCCCCAGAUGGCCGUGGACCAUGCGGACAAUAUCCUGAUGACGUGGCGCUGCCACGGCCCCCCUCUCAAAUUCACCACGGUCCCGGUCAGCGAGCUGCGCUACAUCGCCAACGAACUCGAUGACUUGAUUGGAGGCGCAUACACUGUUGUGGUUAUUAGCAUCUGGUCACACUUCGACUUGUUACCAAUAGAGCUUUACAUCCGGAGGCUGAUGAGCAUCCGCAGUGCGAUGCAGCGGCUGCUGGACCGCGCCCCGAACACCGUGGUCAUCAUACGGAGCGGACACCCCAGAGAUAUGACCCUUUAUGUGUUGCAAUUAAACAGCGACUGGUACUCCAUGCAGAUUGAUCGUGUGCUCAGAUCCGUGUUCAAAGGACUGAAUGUUCACUGGGUCGAUGCCUGGGAGAUGGUUCUUGCCCAUGACUUGGGUCACAACAUCCACCCGCUAACUCCCAUUAUUAAGAAUAUGGUGGACGUUCUGUUGACCCACGUAUGCCCCAUAAAGGGUUGA